GUCAGCACUUGAAGGCCUGGAUAAGGCAUUUGGCUAGAGAUCAUUUCAGCUUCUCCAGGGAUCUACAAUUGCACCAUGACUUUGGGCUUCCAGUUAUUGCGGGAAGCUCCCGCCCUUGUUCGCCGUUGAACCUUCAUACUGUCGCACCUUCAUCACUCUCUCACGGUUACUUCUUACACGCUUCAUCAGGAGACAAGUUCUCGGUGUUCCUGUAGCGUGAGGCAUCUGGCAGCUGCAGCUCUUGGAGCAUCCAUUGCGCUGCACGGACAGCACCCGGAGUGGUCCAUCAUGUCUCGGAAGGACAUUGAGGAGCUCCUUAAGCAGUUCAGGGAUGCCGGAAAGGAGGGCGGCGAGCGAGUGGCUCUGGACCGGCGGCUGUAUGCUCAGGCGCUUGAUGGGUUGGAGCGGCUGGAGCAGGCCCUGGACAACCGGCCCUCGCUGAUCAAGAAGCUCAACGAGAAGAUCAUCAAGCUGGAGUGUGAGCUGGAGAUCCUGCGCAACGAGACCCGCGUGAACGAGCUGGAGAAGAAGGUGCAGCGCUUGGAGGCGGAGUUGCAGCGCUCGUACGCCACAAAGAACUUCACGCUCAAGAACGGGCUGCUGGAGAUCGAGAAGGCAUACCGGGACUUCAUCAGCGGCUCGCCGGCCGUGCAGAGCCUGUGGGACGAGAUCACACUGCUGCUGGUGGAGGAUAAGGAGUCGCUGCCGCAGCACAUCCUGGCGCGGCGGCAGCUGCACGCGCCCCGCCUCACCGAGUCCACGGCGGGGGAUGCGGCCAGCGACGCGGCGCUGCCCCUGCCGCAAGGCUCCCCGCAGACGCCUUCCUCAGCGGGCCAGGGAGGUGACCCACGGGACACCUCCCUGGGCGGGGACCUCACCCCCAAUGUGUCGUACGUGCAGCAGCAGGUCGACAAAUUCAGGGACUAUACCUUCACCCCAGGUCACGGAGACCCGCACGACCCCUCCCACGGAACCCCCACCACCACCACCCAGCACCUGCCGUACUACCACCCCCACAGCACCUCGCGUGCCGGAGGCGCAGCAGCAGCAGCCGAUGCGCGACGCGGCGAGGCGGGCGCGGCUGAGGGCGAGCGACCCAUGGGUCAGGACGCCGUCAACCUGGCGGCGCUGCGGGAGCAGUACGACGACGGGAGACCUAUCGUACCACCACCCGCGGGGAUGCUGACGGCGGCGACGUCGCCGCUACGUCCGGUGUCAUUAUUCGGUGCUGGCAGCGAAGCCAAGCUCUCUGAAUCCUCCGCCGCCGAGGCCUCCUUCCAGCCUUCCACCUCCGCCGCUGCCGCUGACCCCGACGCCGCCGCGCUGGAGUCCUGCCGACAGGAGAUCACCGCCUCCCUGCAGCACCUGAGGGCCCUAUUCGGACAAUACGACUGGGCCCCCACGGCCCUACCCGGACAGCACCCGCAGCACCCGCACCCGCACAACCAACAACUCCAUCCACUGCCGACGGACAGUACGGCAGGGGAUGCGGCGGCAAGGGAUGCGGCUGCUUCUUCACCUGCUCCAGGAGGGGGGGUAGCUGGAGUGGGUGUGGGUGCGGGUGCGCGGUCUCCGGAUGCGGGCGCCUACCGCAGCAUGGCAGCCUCAUUGGAGGUAUCCGUGGAGCGGCUGAGGCAGUACUUCUCCAAAAUGCGCUGGGCCCCCUCAGGCUCCAACGGCGGCGGUGGCGGCGGCAGUGGUCGACCAGGCCAGAGCCCAGCCCCCAGCGGCGGCGGCGGCGGCCUUCCCCCGGACGCGCGGUAUUUCGACUCCCAGGCGGAGGCCAUCCUGGCGUCCGUACAGCGGCUGAGAUCGCAGUUCCAAGACGCCGCCGACGCAGCGGCGGUGGCGGCGGCGCCGUCCGCAUCCAGUGGCGGCGGCGGCGGGGAUGCUGAGGGCGACAAGGCCGCUGCUCAAAUACCCGAUGCGCGCUACUUUGAGACGCAGGCCGAUGCCAUCACCGCGUCAUUGGACGAGCUGGUGCGAUUGUACGAACGCUCGUACGGCAGCGGUAGCGGCGGCGACAUGUUUCUGGCGUCAGGGCUGCGUCAGGGCGCAUGGCCUGCAAGCGGCGGCGCUGCCGCUGGGGGGACCAAUGCAGCUGGUGUUGCCAGGGUUCCUGAUGCCCGAUCGGGUGAUGGUGCGGGUGCGGAGGGCGGUGCAGCUGCUCCGUCGGUAGCACCCCUGGUGGAGCUCUUCUCCUCCUUCCUGGCGCACCUGCAGGCCACCACCACCGCCGCCAGCACCGGCGGGGUUCAGGGGCUCCUGGGCAGCGGCGGGGCGCAUCCGGGUGACACGUCAGCGGGGUUGGCUGAGGCUAGCGGCGGUGGUAGAGAACAUGCAGCGGAGCAGCAGCAAUAUGAUGAGCUGGUUAGGCGCUUUGCGCAGUACGCGCGAACAUGGUCUGCGUCUGGGCACUCGUUACCGUUACGCCAUGCAGGCAGCGGCGUCACAGCGGCGACGGAUACGACUGGCGGGAUACAACCUGAUGCCGCCGCGGCAGCGCCGGCGCCGCCGCUGGUUCGAUUCCACUUGUCGGUCAACGUCGCGAACGAUGGCGACGACGCCGGUGACGGCGUCUCCACACGGCUCUCUCCGGAGCCCACAAUGGAGCACGGAACACCUCAACCCUCAUCCGAUGCCGGCCUGUCCUUCUCCACCUUCCAGCAGCCGGCCUCUCAGCAGCACCUGCCGCCGCCGCCAACACCCUCCGCCUUCGCCGCCGCCUUCUCAACCGCCGCAGACGCCGCAGCAGCGAAUCACCAGCACCUGCCCACCACCACCUCGGCAUCCUCCGCACUUGCACUCACACCUCCGCAAUCCAGCACUGCUACCUCCUCUGCCCCACCCUCCGUACCCUCCAUACCUUCCCUCCCCUCCUCCUCCACGCCCAUCGAGGUCCUCAUUAGCUCCCUUGAAGCCCGUCACGGACGCCGGCUGGCUGCCAGCCCAGAUGCCGUGGCGGUAUGGCGGGACAUGCUCAGGCUGCUGGGGUUGGAUCCGGACGCUCGGCCGCUGCCGCCGCCGGGAUGUACGGCAACGUCUCCGGGACCGGAGGCAGCUGAACCGUCGCCGGAGAGCCGAUCUGCGUCGCGAGCGGGGUCGAGGAGGAGCACUGCGACACGGAGAAGUCGCCGCGGAGGUGGUGAUGGUGGUGGUGGUAUGGAGAAGGCGGGGGCAGAGGGUGAUGAAAGUGCCGCCGGCACUCCCGCUAUGAUGACGCCCGUGGCGUCCACGUCGCAGCUGACGUCAGCCCCCAACGGUGGCGGCACUGCUACCGCUGCUGCUGCUACGGCUGCUGGCGAAGAAGCGGAUGGAGGGCGGUACGAGGGCGCGCCGCAUGCGACGGCGAGUGCGGUUGUAAGCGGUGUUGAGGAGGAUGCGGCGGAGGCGAGCAGCAGGGAGAAGGUUGACGUCGUGCAUGCAAGGGAGCCGGGGGAGGCCUCCGCCGCCGUUGCUCCGUCGCCGGUACCGGAGGAGGUCGGAAGCCAAGCAACAACAACAACAUCAGGGAGUGGUCGUCAAGGGUCGCAUGCCGCAGCAUCCCCAUCGCCGUCCUCAUCGGCAAUGGAAGCAGCGGCGGCUGCUGACGCCGCCAGGUACGGCGAAGAGGGCUCCGAGGAGCAUGCGGCGGAUCGAGGCCAGGGGCCCGCGUCAUUGACUUCAGCGGCAGCGGAGGCAGCAACAGCGGCGGAGGCAGCAACAGCGACGGAGGUAACUCAUGACGACGGCGCCGUCGGGGCCUCUGGGAGUGCUGCAGCUGCGGAGCAGGGGACGCGGGGGGAGCAGUCGCCCGGUCCCUCCGGUCGCGAUGCGGAAGGGGGGCCUCACUUGCCCCCCGGAGGCAACGGCACCGCCCGCGAGGGGAGUGAGGGCGCGAGCGUUAGCGGCGAGAGCUUUGACUCCGCGGCAGAGGUGGGCUCGUCUGAGGCGGGCGAUACGGCGACCGAUGAGGAGGGGGAGGAGGACGCAGCGAAAGCGACAGCAGCAGCAGCCAACGGCAAUGACGGUGGGCCCGGCUUGGUUGCUGGUGGGGUGCGCUUCCAAGUCACUCUUGCGGAGAUAUCACCCGCCGGGGCAAUGGGCUCGCCGUCGCCCUCUCCGCAACGUGCCGCCGUACAACAGGAUCCGCAGCAGCAGCAGCAGGGGGCGGUGCAGGCACCUCCCGAGGCGGCUCAGCUGCAUCAGGUUCGCUCCGAGCUGGCCUCCACGCAGGAGCUGGUGCUACACCUCAACCGGCAACUCAAGCGGGCGCUGGAGGGGCGGGAAGACAUGGCAGCGAGGGCUGAGCGGCUAGGCAGCGAGCUGGCUGCCGUACAGGCCUCCGCCGAGGCCUCCCGGCUGGAGGGCAACAUCCUGCUGCGGGAGCUGGUGGACGCCAAGGUGCAGCUGGCGGAGGUGCAGAUGGAGUACAUGCAAGUGUACGGUGCCCUCAAGCGGGCGCUGGGCAACGAGAAGGACAUGAUGUCCCGCAUCGACGAACUGGAGCGCGUGUUGGCGGUGGUCAGCCCUGGCGAUGUGUCGUGCGACGAGGAGUACGGAAGCACUGUCGGCAAGCUGUCGUCGGGAGGCCUGGCGGAGGCAGUUGCGGCGGCGGAGGCUAUACCUGGGUCGCCGGCAGCUGGGUCCGGGCGGCAGGGGU
Molecule: messenger RNA, 4642 nt
Organism: Astrephomene gubernaculifera
Lineage: Eukaryota; Viridiplantae; Chlorophyta; Chlorophyceae; Chlamydomonadales; Astrephomenaceae
Source: the annotation of a GenBank genome assembly